UUCUCUUAUUCCCUUUUCCCUCUCCCACUACUCUCGUGUUCUUUCUUAAUUUUCCGGUGAAAUGGAUGGCGGCAAGUGGGGCGGCGCCGGCGUUAUGACGGCGGCGCACAUCGACGACUUUAAGUGGAUCGCGUCGAUCCUCGACCCCGAAAUCUCAAACGACGACGUCAAACCUUGCAAGUCCGAUCCCUUCACCUCUCACCUCAACCAAGCUUUCCAAAAUCUGGAUGCAGUAACAGCAUUUUCGACUACAUGUGGUGGAACAGGAGUAACAGAUGAUACCUUUGUUUGCUCCCAAAACCUCACUCCCUUGCAAUCCACCAUCUCUGCAACUAUUGAUUCUCAGUCCUCUAUUUGUGGUACUGUUGGGAGCCCAGUGUCUGCAAACAAACCAAACAGCACAGAAAAUGAAAAAGUCAAAGGAAACACAACAACAAGUGGUUCCUCACGUGACCCAUCUGAUGAAGAUGAAGCAGGCACUAACGCUAUUGAUAUAAAACGUCUCAGAAGGAAGUUUUCUAAUCGCGAGUCUGCAAGGAGGUCCAGAAGAAGAAAACAAGCCCAUUUGGCUGACCUCGAGUGGCAAGUUGAACGGCUGAGACUGGAAAAUGCAAACCUAUUUAAGCAGCUUACAGAUGCAAGCCAACAAUUUCGUGAGGCUGAUACGAAUAAUCGAGUCCUAAAAUCUGAUGUCGAAGCUUUGAGAGCUAAGGUUAAGUUAGCUGAGGAUAUGGUCACUCGGGGCUCACUCCCUUUUAGCAAUCAGCUUCAUCAAAAUCAGUGUCAAUUAGGCACCCCACCACAGCUCAACACGAAUAGUACUCUACGUGGCAUGGCACAUGUUUCACCAACCAUCACCAUCCAAGGGAAUAAUAACAAUGAUGCUUCAUAUGGUGCUGCUGGAAUCACAGUUAGUAGCUUGGAUAUACCUUGCAAUGAUUUCAAUAACGAUAAUGUUGUGAGCUCUAUGACUACCUUGUGGCCUUAAGCCUUUCAUUAACUUUGUAGUACUGUCUAGUUAGAUAUCCAACUUUUAUGUAUGCCUUAUUAGAUUUGUAGGUUAUAUCAUGGAAAAUAUUGUUGCUAUUUUCCAUGCACAAAAAACUUUUUCUACUUGUACCAAACUAUCUAGAAUACUUAAUUAGCAUGUUGUGUGUUGAACUAAACAGUUUCUUUCUUCUU
Messenger RNA from Cajanus cajan (pigeon pea), 1182 nucleotides. RefSeq names its product bZIP transcription factor RISBZ4. Gene Ontology annotation, biological process: regulation of DNA-templated transcription. NCBI's taxonomy places the organism in Eukaryota, Viridiplantae, Streptophyta, Magnoliopsida, Fabales, Fabaceae. Gene Ontology annotation, molecular function: DNA-binding transcription factor activity. The record is from RefSeq and is a predicted model, not a curated record.